AUGGGUUUAUCGCCCGGCUUCCGUUGGUGUCUUGGCUCUGAUGUCUUUCUCGACGACGGAUGGGACGAGCCUCGUAUAGCUCAAAGCAGCCUAGCUGCUUUACAGACUAUGAAUCCCAACCUCAAGCUACUAUUAACCUUCAUCAUCAUCAAGGAUUUGCUUCGCAAUAGAAUUAUUGGCGUGGCGGCUAGGACAAUUCGUUAUGGGUCCUGCCAUAUUCACGAUUAUGGGAAUGCUCCAAUGCUCCAAUGGCAGCCUAUCGAGGAAUUGGGCUCCAUCACGGGACCUGCGGGAGCAGCUGCGAUCUACACCGUUGUGACCCAUUACCUUUCUUCCAACGCCGCUGAGCUGUGGUCGGAGCUACUUUGCUGGCUACUACUGCCAAUUAUCUUUCGGAGUACUCUUCAAAGUUCAUACAGUCUGGGAGACAGCAAGGGCUCGAAGAACAGCCUCCCGGCCCCCGUCCCUCGAAGUCCCGAUUUGGGGGUUGCACUAGGCUCCGUACCUCUCUGGGCAGUCGCUUUUGCUAUCGCUGUGGUCUCGGUGUACAGAGCAGAGCACAAGACCAUUAUAGUCUUUCUGCCAGUUCUAUCUCCGUUACUUUUGCUUGUUCACAAGGGCUUCUCGCGAUCCGAUCCCCCAUCAUCCGAUAUUACGCCGUUGAUUCGACCGAAAGUACAAAUCUUUCUUUUUGAUACAUUACCUGGAUCAUUCUUGAUCGGACUCUUUGCGGCCUUCACACUAUGUGGCUGGGAUCUUGAGGCAUCUGCCUUCGCGGCGAUACCAGCUACUGCGAUGCUCGUCAUCUAUACUUCGUUUGAGUAUGCUAACGCAGCGCGCCGAACAUAUUUCUAUCCAAAAGUGCAUCUUCAACAAUCGGUCACUGCAUUGGCUCCUCGGGUCGUGGUCCUACUCGUCGCGUGCUUGAUACUGGACGCCAGCAUUUUCGACUUCACGACGAUCAACAUUCCGAGCACAGUAUUCUUGGGCAUUGCUAAGGCUUUGGCAUGGUAUUUCAUGGCAAGAACUGCCGAAUGCACUUCUUGGCGCAUUGCACCAGCGAUAGGGACUUUUGGGAUCACCGCAACCCUUGGUCCCUUUUCACAAGCCUCAGAGUCCCAAGCAAUCUCACAUAUGGCAGUGUCGAUACUGGCACUGGGUAAUAUGGUACACUUGAUAUCCAAGCCAUCGAAGACGAAGAGAGUUCCAACACUAUGGUUAUUAGCUAUUGCUUCACUUGGCCCUUACAUCAUGAAUCUUUUCGUUGCCAGAAAUGCAAUCUCUACGGCUCAAACAUUUGCUGGUCAUUCCGAGAAACAUCCUGUUGAGAUUUUAGGCCGACAAGCAGACAUCAAAUUUCAACACCUGCUGAGAACACAAUCGGCCAACUACUCGGCAGCCCAUGUCGAAUACGUACGUCGAUAUGGGACAGAACCACCUCCAGGCCUUGGAGAAUGGUUUGACUUUGCAGUAGCGAACCAGUCUCCCAUUAUCGACGAUUUCGAUAUGAUAUUUGAUUCUGUAUCGCCUUUGCUCAAGAUGAGCGGUGAACAAGUUAAUCAAGUGAUGCGCACGGCGUACGAAGCGACAGGAAGUGAUCUUUGGCUUUGCUCCUUUUCGUCUACACGAGGCACAACCCAAUGCCAGCACGCAUACCGUACUUUCGACCGAAACAUUGCAUCUUCAUUCAACAAGUUGUUAAAGGGUUUAGAGCAUAGCAAGAUCCCAGAUUUGAAGUUUCUCGUAAAUCACCUCGACGAGCCGCGAGUUCUCCUCCCCUCGCAGUUUGCAGGAGAUGUUGAUGGACAGCCUUCAAUCACCCUCGGCCGUUUCAAUCUGAAAAAUAUGUCGGGACGACCAGUCGGCAAAGAAAUCACGAAACACUGUUUAGACCAAGAGCAACUCGCAUCGAGGCACACGAGAAACUCGACCGUCGAUUCUUGUGGCCUUCCAUUUGUGUCAGACCUAUCAAUGGCUGCGGAUCUAUGCCAACAUCCCGAGCAUACCUCCCUACAUGGUCUCAUUGCGAGACCAAAUUCGUUCCGUUUGAUUGAGGGACUGGUGCCUAUCCUAUCCACAGGUGUUCUCUCAUCAAUGGGAGAUAUUGUGUACCCGAGCCCGGCAUAUUUGGAGGAAGAAUUUCAGUAUGCCGAUGACCAAGAUAUCCAGUGGGAGGAAAAAAGCAAUAACGUCUAUUGGACUGGGUCCAACACCGGUGGCUUCGCUGUAGAUGGCAGUUGGAGGAACUAUCACCGCCAGAGAUUCGUGGCCUUGGCACAGAAAUUGCAACAGCCCGAGGAACAGCACCAUACCUACCUGAGGCUAGUCAACGGCGUGGUCGAGCGUGUGACCUCAAGCUUCUUGAACAGUCGCUUGUACGACGUUGCUUUCACAAGGUUGUUCCAGUGCCGGAGGACACAGUGCAGAGACCAACACUCGUACUUCAAUGUGAGGUCUUGGGUGGACAAGAAUCAAGCGUUUCGCUCACGGCUCGUCUUCGACCUUGACGGAAACGGCAUCAGCGGGCGCUAUCACAAGUUCCUAGCAUCAAAGUCCACACCACUGAAACAGACUCUUCUCCGCGAGUGGCACGAUGAACGCCUCGUUCCUUGGACACAUUAUGUGCCCGUCAGCCUGAGCAUGGAGGAGCUACCUGAGCUUGUUUCAUACUUGACUACAACUGAUAGUGGGCAGCAACGAGCAAGAAACAUUGCGAUACAGGGGAGAGAGUGGCAUUCAAAGUCCUUGCGUGAGGUGGACUUUACAAUUUACAACUAUAGGCUUCUGUUGGAAUUAGCGCGGCUACAAGAUCCCAAGAGGAAGCAAUCAUGA
This is a messenger RNA of Colletotrichum costaricense, 2832 nucleotides long. RefSeq lists its product as uncharacterized. The transcript has 4 exons. Bases 1 to 2832 code for a protein of 943 amino acids. Lineage: Eukaryota; Fungi; Ascomycota; Sordariomycetes; Glomerellales; Glomerellaceae. The record is from RefSeq and is a predicted model, not a curated record.